UAUUCGUUUUACGUUUUUAUCAGUAACAAGCAUUGUUUAGAAGUUAUAAGGGAUAUUGCCUGAUGAAAAUAUUCACAAUGCAGUGCAAUUUUGUUCGGUGUUUGAUCUUUCUCAGUGGAAUCCUGUGUGUAACCUCUACUAUGGGGAAUAAUUCAUUAGACAAUUCUAAGUCCUUGCCUUCUACAACUUCAAGAAAAACAGCCAAUUCUCUUAGAAAUAUUCUGAGUAAAGAAAGACUAGUACGCGUCUCAAUGGAACAGAAAAUGCAAAAAUUAGUUUUGGAUGUGAUGGAUAAUAAACAUUUUAUUUCAAAUGUGAUGAAAAGUCUUGAUGAUAUCACAAAAACAUUGCAAACUUUUGAAGCAAGACACCAGGAAAGGGAUGAAGAGAACUCAAAACUUAGGGAAGAAUUGAAAAUCAUGCGCUCUGCAAUGUGUUACACUAAAACCCUGACAAGUGACAAUAUAUAUUCCUUAAAUAAAACAGAGAUAUCACUUUCUCGGGAAGAAAAUUCGUCUCUUCAGAAAGACAAUCAUAAACAAAUUCUGGAAAAUGCAGACAAUAAAACAGAACUGGAUGGUAUCAUUGAAACUAACAAGACAAUAAACGACUCAGGAUGUAUGCAGUUAAAAGCCGAAUUCAAACUGAUUAAGGAAAAUGACUUGAACAGUUUAAAAAAUGCAACUUCUUUACAUGAACAGAAAUAUGAAAGUCUGUCAAAAAAAAACGACGAUAUACAGAAAACAUUAUUUAAAAUAAACGAAACAAUAUUCGAAGAAAAAAACGCAGAAGACUUUAAUACUCGUUUAAUUUUAAACGAAGGAAACUUUGUGUCUUUCUCGACCUUUGUCAAUGCAACAAUUCAACGAAUUUUAGAGGGUCAAAGCAAUGUUUACAAACAACUGAUGGGCAUAUCGGGGAAAUUACAGUCUCCUUCGAUCGUUAGUGGUAUUGCAUUUUAUGCCUACAUGGCUCAAAAUACAGAUAAAAUAUCUGGCAGGCGUAAUCUGAUAUUUGAUGUCGUCAGAACUAACGUUGGAAGCGGAUAUAGGUCUGGCACGGGAGUAUUCACUGUUCCAGAAACUGGACUUUAUGUGUUUACUUGGACAAUACGAUGCAAUGAAAAAAGUUCCCACUCGACACAGUUGAUGGUGAAUUAUGAUAAUCUAGGAGUAAUUCAUACUUUUGUCAGUCGUUUUUCCGACAUGGCAGGGACAGGAAUCGUAGUUGCACGCGUCACGAUAGGAGACAGGGUCUUUGUUAGAACACAUUUAUAUUGGAAUUCUGGAAUAAUUGUCAGUAACAAGGCAGGGAGGUCAUCAUUUGCUGGAUGGAAAAUUGCUUGAGCAUUAUUCCUUUAGAGGGAAAUGACAUUCAUUUGAUCGUAUUUUUACGAACCUGGCUGCCUGUCUAAAAAAUACAAUUUCUAUAUUAGAUUGAUUAAACCUACAUUAGUUAGUAUUACUUACAUUACUAAUGUUAUCCUAAAAUUGAAUGCUCACCGACAGUUUUAAAUAUAUGUUUGUUUUUUUUAAAUUAAAAGAUAUACCAGUAUUCAUCAUAAACACAACUGUGAAACAUUGCAGCAGGUUUACAACAUCCACCAGUCUUUGGCUAUUUGACCAAUCAUGACCUAUUUCUGCUACAAACAUAAUCUUGACUAAUAUACAUUUAUACUACCAAAAAUGAGCUGUCACUUCUACAAAUAUAUGCAUGACUAGUAUAAAAUACUACCAAAGGAGAUGCUACUGUUGAAACAUAUUCAUAACUAGAAUACAGUAGCGCAAAAAGAGUGUUACUAAUUCAACGUAUUCGUAUCGUAUAUGAUAUAAUACUGCCAGAA
Messenger RNA from Saccostrea cuccullata (small rock oyster), 1843 nucleotides. RefSeq lists its product as uncharacterized. The coding region runs from base 63 to 1346 and encodes 427 amino acids. The transcript has 2 exons. NCBI's taxonomy places the organism in Eukaryota, Metazoa, Mollusca, Bivalvia, Ostreida, Ostreidae. Gene Ontology annotation, molecular function: protein binding. The record is from RefSeq and is a predicted model, not a curated record.